AGCUCCACAGCUAUUGUAGUGGGGAAAGGGGGAGUUCGGAUUGGUGGACGUCACAACUCAGCCUUUAUCUCCCCUAGCUGCAGCGACUCCAGCAGCCCCUGGGCUACUUAACAACGAGACUUUCCAGAGCUGCAGCAGUUGCUGGGGAGCAUGGCCUAGGGACCUGCACAGGUUGUGCCACCUUCGUGAGGCUGAGUUUCCCAAGAGACCCUGGGGCACAAACAGCCCCCAAUUGCAGGGAAAGAUGAUUCCUGCUCAACUUGUGAGGGUGCUGCUUGUACUCGUCCUCACCUUGCCAGGGACUUUUUGCACAGAAGGGAUGCCUGACGGGCUGUCUACAGCCCGAUGCAGCCUCUUUGGAGAUGACUUCAUCAACACCUUUGAUGAGAGCAUGUACAGCUUUGCGGGACACUGCAGUUACCUUCUGGCUGGGGACUGCCAGAAACACUCCUUCUCGCUUCUAGGGAACUUCCAAAAUGGCAAGAGAGUGAGCCUCUCUGUGUAUCUUGGGGAAUUUUUUGACAUUCAUGUGUUCAUCAAUGGUUCUGUGAUGCAGGGGGACCAAAGUGUCUUCAUGCCCUAUGCCUCCAAUGGGCUGUAUCUGGAAAUGGAGGCUGGGUACUACAAGCUGUCCAGUGAGGCCUAUGGCUUUGUGGCCAGGAUCGAUGGCAGUGGCAACUUCCAAGUCCUGCUGUCAGACAGAUACUUCACCAAGACUUGUGGGCUGUGUGGCAACUUCAAUAGGUUUGCUGAAGAUGACUUUGUGACCCAGGAAGGGACUUUGACCUCAGACCCCUAUGACUUUGCCAACUCCUGGGCCUUGAGUAGUGGAGAACAACGGUGCAAGCGGGCAUCCCCUCCUAGCAGCCCCUGCAAUGUCUCCUCUGAGGAAAUGCAGAAGGUCCUGUGGGAGAAAUGCCAGCUACUGAAGAAUGCCUCCGUGUUCGCCCGCUGCCACACCUUGGUGGAUCCCGAACCUUUUGUGGCUCUGUGUGAGAAGACUCUGUGCACGUGCACACAAGGCCCAGAAUGCCCUUGCUCUGUGCUCCUGGAGUAUGCCCGUGCCUGUGCGCAGCAGGGUGUUAGGCUGUAUGGCUGGAGUGAUCACAGCACCUGCCGACUGGCAUGCCCGGCUGGCAUGGAGUAUAAGGAGUGUGUGUCCCCCUGCACCAGAACCUGCCAGAGCCUACACAUCAAUGAAGUGUGUGAGGAGCCAUGUGUGGAUGGCUGCAGCUGCCCCGAGGGGCAGCUACUUGAUGAAGGCCGCUGUGUGGAGCGCACAGAGUGUUCCUGUGUACAUUCUGGGAAGCGGUACCCUCCAGGCUCCUCCCUUUCACAAGACUGCAACACCUGCAUUUGCCGAAAUAGUCUGUGGAUCUGCAGCAAUGAAGAAUGCCCAGGUGAAUGUCUGGUCACAGGACAAUCCCACUUCAAGAGCUUUGACAACAGGUACUUCACCUUUAGUGGGAUCUGCCAGUACCUGUUGGCUCGGGACUGCCAGGACAACUCCUUCUCCAUUGUCAUAGAUACUGUCCAGUGUGCUGAUGACCCUGAUGCCGUCUGCACCCGCUCGGUCACCAUCCGGCUGCCCCUCCUACACAACAGCCUUGUGAAGCUGAAGCAUGGAGGAGGUGUUGCCAUGGAUGGCCAGGACGUCCAGCUUCCCUUCCUGCAAGGUGACCUCCGCAUUCAGUCCACCGUGAUGGCUUCUGUGCGCCUCACCUAUCAGGAGGACCUAGAGAUGGAGUGGGAUGGCCGUGGGAGGCUACUGGUGAAGCUGUCCUCUGUCUAUGCUGGGAAGACCUGCGGCCUGUGUGGGAAUUACAAUGGCAACAAGGGUGAUGACUUCCUCACUCCGGCUGGCCUGGUGGAAUCCCUGGUGGAGGACUUCGGAAACUCCUGGAAGCUGCAUGGGGACUGCCAGGACCUGCAAAAGCAUGACAGUGACCCCUGUAGCCUCAACCCCCGCCUAACCAGGUUUGCAGAAGAGGCAUGCGCUGUCCUGACGUCCUCCAAGUUCGAGGCCUGCCACCACGCUGUCAGCCCCCAGCCCUACCUGCAAAACUGCCACUAUGACGUCUGCUCCUGCUCAGAUGGCAGAGACUGCCUGUGCAAUGCUGUGGGAAGCUACGCCUCGGCCUGUGCCCGGAAAGGCGUGAGCAUCGCAUGGCGGGAGCCUAGCUUCUGUGCACUGAGCUGCCCCCAGGGCCAGGUGUACCUGCAGUGUGGGACCCCCUGCAACCUGACCUGUCGCUCCCUCUCUUACCCGGAUGAAGAAUGCAACGAGCUCUGCCUUGAGGGCUGCUUCUGCCCUCCAGGUCUCUACCUGGAUGAGAGUGGGGACUGUGUGCCAAAGGCCCAGUGCCCCUGUUACUAUGAUGGCGAGAUCUUCCAGCCUGAGGAUGUCUUCUCAGACCAUCACACCAUGUGCUAUUGUGAGGAUGGCUUCAUGCACUGUACCAUGAGUGGACUCCCGGGAAAUCUGUUGCCAGACAUCCUCAGCAGUCCCCUGUCUCACCGCAGCAAAAGGAGCCUAUCCUGCCGGCCUCCCAUGGUCAAGUUGUUGUGUCCCGCUGACAACCCACGGGCUGAAGGACUUGAGUGUGCCAAAACCUGCCAGAACUACGACCUGGAGUGCAUGAGUACAGGCUGCGUUUCUGGCUGCCUCUGCCCCCCAGGCAUGGUCCGACAUGAAAACAGAUGCGUGGCCCUGGAAAGGUGUCCCUGCUUCCACCAGGGUAAAGCGUACGCUCCAGGAGAUACGGUGUCGAUUGACUGCAACACUUGUGUAUGUCGGGACCGGAAGUGGAACUGCACGGACAAUGUGUGUGAUGCCAUGUGCUCUGUGAUAGGCAUGGCCCACUAUUUCACCUUUGACGGGCUGAAGUACACGUUCCCUGGGGAGUGUCAAUACAUCCUACUGCAGGAUUACUGUGGUGGCAACACUGGAACCUUUCGCAUCUUGGUGGGGAAUGAGGGGUGUGGCUACCCCUCAGUGAAAUGCAAAAAGCGGGUCACCAUCCUGGUUGAAGGAGGAGAGAUUGAACUGUUUGAUGGAGAGAUAAAUGUGAAGAGGCCCAUGAAGGAUGAGACUCACUUUGAGAUGAUGGAGUCUGGCCGGUAUGUCAUUCUGCUGCUGGGCAAAGGGCUCUCCGUGGUCUGGGACCAUCACCUGGCCGUCUCAGUAGUCCUGAAGCAGACAUACCAGGAGCAAGUAUGUGGCCUGUGUGGGAAUUUUGAUGGCAUCCAGAACAAUGACUUCACUAGCAGCAACCUCCAAGUGGAAGAAGACCCUGUGGACUUUGGAAAUUCCUGGAAAGUGAAUCCACAGUGUGCUGACACCAGGAAAGUGCCUCUGGACUCUACUCCUGCCACUUGCCACAACAAUAUCAGAAAGCAGACGAUGGUGGAUUUGUCUUGUAAGAUCCUGACCAGUGACCUUUUCCAGGACUGCAACAAGCUGGUGGACCCUGAGCCAUACCUAGAUAUCUGCAUUUAUGAUACCUGCUCCUGUGAGUCCAUCGCGGACUGUGCCUGCUUCUGCGACAUCAUUGCUGCCUACGCCCAAGCAUGUGCCCAGCAUGGCAAGGUGGUGACCUGGAGGACGGCCACACUGUGCCCCCAAAGCUGCGAGGAGAGGAAUCUGCGGGAAAAUGGAUAUGAGUGUGAGUGGCGCUAUAACAGCUGUGCUCCCGCCUGCCCUGUCACUUGUCAGCACCCUGAGCCACUGGCAUGCCCUGUGCAGUGUGUGGAGGGCUGCCAUGCAUACUGCCCUCCAGGGAAGAUCCUGGAUGAGCUUUUGCAGACCUGCAUCGAUCCCGGAGACUGCCCUGUGUGUGAAGUGGCUGGUCGGCGCUUACCCUCGGGAAAGAAAGUCACCUUGAACCCCAGUGACCCUAAGCACUGUCAGAUCUGUCACUGUGAUGGUGUUAACCUCACCUGUGAAGCCUGCCAGGAGUCAGGAAUCCUUGUGCUGUCCCCCACGGCAGCCCCAUUCAGUGCCACCACACCAUACUUGGAAGAUAUUCCAGAGCUGCCCCUACAUGACCUCUACUGCAGCAAGCUGCUGGACUUGGCCAUCCUGCUGGAUGGCUCCUCCAAGCUGUCAGAGGCUGAAUUCGAAGUGCUCAAAGUCUUCGUGGUGGGCAUGAUGGAACGGCUGCACAUCUCCCAGAAGCGGAUCCGUGUGGCUGUCGUGGAAUACCAUGAUGGCUCACACUCCUACAUUGAUCUCAAGGAUCGGAAGCGGCCCUCGGAGCUGCGGCGCAUUGCUGGCGAGGUGAAGUAUGCGGGCAGCCAGGUGGCAUCCACCAGUGAGGUCUUAAAGUACACCCUUUUCCAAAUCUUUGGCAAGGCUGAACGCCCUGAAGCCUCUCGCAUCGCUCUGCUCCUGACAGCCAGUGAAGAACCCCCACGGAUGGCCCGCAACUUGGUCCGCUAUGUGCAGGGCCUGAAGAAGAGGAAGGCCAUUGUGAUCCCCGUGGGCAUUGGGCCCCAUGCCAGCCUCAAGCAGAUCCGCCUCAUUGAGAAGCAAGCCCCUGAGAACAAGGCCUUUGUGUUUAGCAGUGUGGAUGAAUUGGAACAGAGAACAGAUGAGAUUAUCAACUAUCUCUGUGACCUGGCCCCUGAAGCGCCAGCCCCAACUCAGUUCCCCCCCAUGGCACAAGUCACUGUGAGUCCUGGUCCCUUGGGGCUUUCACCUCUGGGACCCACAAGGAGCUCCAUGGUUCUGGAUGUGGUGUUUGUCUUAGAAGGGUCAGACAAGGUUGGUGAAGCCAACUUCAACCGAAGCAGGGAGUUCAUGGAGGAGGUGAUCCAGCGGAUGGAUGUGGGCCAGAAUGGCAUCCACAUCACUGUUCUGCAGUACUCGUACAUGGUCACAGUGGAGUACAUGUUCAGGGAAGCACAGUCCAAGGGGGACAUCCUGCAGCACAUACACAAGAUCCACUACCAGGGUGGCAACAGGACCAACACUGGGCUGGCCCUACAGUAUGUCUCUGAGCACAGCUUCUCUACCAGCCAGGGGGACCGUGAGGAGGCACCUAACCUGGUCUACAUGGUGACAGGAAACCCUGCCUCUGAUGAGAUCAGGCGGCUGCCUGGAGAUAUCCAGGUGGUGCCCAUUGGAGUGGGCCCUCAUGCCAACAUGCAGGAGCUGGAGAAGAUUGGCUGGCCCAAUGCCCCUAUUCUCAUUCAGGACUUUGAAACUCUCCCCCGAGAGGCUCCAGACCUGGUACUGCAGAGGUGCUGUUCUGGAGACGGGCUGAGGAUCCCCACCCUCUCCCCAACCCCAGACUGCAGUCAGCCCCUAGAUGUGGUUCUUCUCCUGGAUGGCUCCUCCAAUGUUCCAGCUUCUUACUUUGAGGAAAUGAAGAACUUUGCCAAGGCUUUUAUCUCCAGAGCCAAUAUAGGGCCCCAUCACACUCAGGUGUCAGUGCUCCAGUACGGGAGCAUCACCACCAUUGAUGUUCCAUGGAAUGUGGCCCAGGAGCAUGCUCACUUGCUGAGCCUCGUGGACCUCAUGCGGCAGGAGAGUGGUCCCAGCCAAAUGGGGGAUGCACUGGGCUUUGCUGUGCGAUACAUAACUUCGGAAGUCCAUGGUGCGAGGCCUGGAGCCUCCAAGGCAGUGGUCAUCCUAGCGAUGGGUAUCUCCAUGGAUUCAGUGAAUCCAGCAGCUGAAGCUGCCAGGUCUAACAGAGUGACAGUGUUCCCUAUUGGAAUUGGGGAUCGGUAUGAUCUGUCCCAGCUGAGGAUGAUGGCUGGCCCACAGGCCAGCUCCAAUGUGAUGAAGCUACAGCGGAUUGAAGACCUCCCUACCAUGGUCACCCUGGACAAUUCCUUCCUGCACAAGCUGUGCUCUGGGUUUGUUACAGUUUGCAUGGAUGAGGAUGGGAACGAGAAGAGGCCUGGGGAUGUCUGGACCUUGCCAGAUCAGUGCCACACAGUGACCUGCCUGCCAGAUGGCCAGACCUUGCUGAAGAGUCACCGGGUCAACUGUGACCGGGGACCAAAGCCUUCAUGCCCUAACAGCCAGUCCCCUAUUAGGGUGGAAGAGACCUGUGGUUGCCGCUGGACCUGCCCUUGUGUGUGCAUGGGAAGCUCUACCCGGCACAUCGUGACCUUUGAUGGACAGAAUUUCAAGCUGACUGGCAGCUGUUCCUAUGUCCUAUUUCAAAACCAGGAGCAGGACCUAGAGGUGAUUCUCCAUAAUGGCGCCUGCAUCUCUGGACUGCGACAGACAUGCAUGAAAUCCAUUGAGGUGAAGCAUGAUGGCCUCUCAGUUGAGCUCCACAAUGACAUGGAGGUGACUGUUAAUGCCCGACUGGUCUCAGUCCCUUACAUAGGUGGGGACAUGGAAGUCAAUGUUUAUGGUGGCAUCAUGCAUGAGAUCAGAUUCAAUCAUCUUGGCCACAUCUUCACAUUCACUCCACAAAACAAUGAGUUCCAGUUGCAGCUCAGCCCCAAGACUUUAGCUUCAAAAAUGUAUGGUCUCUGUGGAAUCUGUGAUGAGAAUGGGGCCAAUGACUUCAUGCUGAAGGAUGGCACGGUCACCACAGACCAGAGGACAUUUAUCCAGGAGUGGACUAUGCAGCAGCCAGGGCAGAAAUGCCAGCCCAUUCCUGAGGAGGAGUGUCCUGUCUCCAGCAGCUCCCAUUGCCAGGUCCUCCUCUCACCUUUGUUUGCUGAGUGCCACAAAGUCCUUGCUCCAGCCACAUUUUAUGCCAUCUGCCAGCAGGAUAGUUGCCACCAGGAACAAGUGUGUGAGGUGAUUGCCUCUUAUGCCCACUUUUGUCGGACCAAAGGGGUCUGUGUUGACUGGAGAACAACUGAUUUCUGUGCUAUGCCUUGUCCACCCUCCCUUGUGUACAACCAUUGUGAAAGUCACUGCUCCCAGCACUGUGAGGGCAAUACAAGCUCCUGUGGGGACCAUCCUUCAGAAGGCUGCUUCUGCCCCCCACACCAAGUCCUGUUGGAAGGCAGCUGUGUCCCGGAGGAGGCCUGCACCCAGUGCAUCAGUGAGGAUGGAAUCCGGCACCAGUUUCUGGAAACCUGGGUCCCAGACCACCAACCCUGUCAGAUCUGCACAUGCCUCAGUGAGAGGAAGGUCAACUGCACAUCACAGCCCUGCCUCACAGCCAGAGCUCCCACAUGUGGCCUGUGUGAAGUGGCCCGCCUCCACCAGAAUCCAAACCAGUGUUGCCCAGAGUAUGAGUGUGUGUGUGACCUAGUGAGCUGUGACUUGCCCCCCGUGCCUCACUGUGAAGAUGGCCUCCAGGCGACACUGACCAAUCCUGGCGAGUGCAGACCCAACUUCACUUGCGCCUGCAGAAAGGAGGAGUGCAGAAGAGAGUCCCCGCCCCCCUGCCCUCCACACCGGACACCGACCCUUCGGAAGACCCAAUGCUGUGAUGAGUAUGAGUGUGCAUGCAACUGUGUCAACUCUACAGUGAGCUGCCCACUGGGCUUCCUGGCCUCAGUGGUCACCAAUGACUGUGACUGUACCACAAUCACCUGCCUCCCUGACAAGGUGUGUGUCCAUCGAGGUACCAUCUACCCUGUGGGCCAGUUCUGGGAGGAAGGCUGUGACGUGUGCACCUGCACCGACAUGGAGGAUGCUGUGAUGGGCCUACAUGUGGCCCAGUGCUCCCAGAAGCCCUGUGAUGAUGGCUGCAGGUCGGGUUUCACUUACAUCCUCCAUGAAGGCGAGUGCUGUGGAAGGUGCCUGCCAUCUGCCUGUGAGGUGGUGACCGGCUCACGGCGGGGAGACUCCCUGUCUUACUGGAAGAGUGUUGGCUCUCAAUGGACCUCUCCGGAGAAGCCCUGUCUCCUCAAUGAGUGUGUGCGAGUGAACGAGGAGGUCUUUGUGCAACAGAGGAAUGUCUCCUGCCCCCAGCUGGAUAUCCCCACUUGCCCCGUGGGCUUCCAGCUGAGCUGCAAGAUCUCGGAGUGUUGCCCCACCUGUCACUGCGAGCCCGUGGAGGCCUGUGUGCUCAAUGGCACCAUCAUUGAGCCUGGGAACAGUCUGAUGAUCGAUGUGUGUACAACUUGCCACUGCACCAUCCAGGUGGGGGUCAUUUCAGGGUUCAAGCUGGAGUGCAGGAAGACUACCUGUAAAGCCUGCUCACUGGGUUACAAGGAAGAGAAGACUGAAGGAGAAUGUUGUGGGAGAUGUCUGCCUAUGGCUUGUACCAUUCAGCUAAGAGGAGGACAAGUCAUGACUCUGCAGCGUGAUGAGACACUCCAGGAUGGCUGUGAUAGUCACUUCUGCAAAGUCAAUGAGAGAGGAGAGUAUAUCUGGGAGAAAAGGAUCACUGGUUGCCCGCCCUUUGAUGGACACAAAUGUCUGGCCGAGGGAGGGAAAAUCAUGAAAAUUCCAGGUACCUGCUGUGACACAUGUGAGGAACGCGAAUGUAAAGAUAUCAUUGCCACGCUGCAGUAUGUCAAAGUGGGAAAUUGUACAUCCAAAGAGGAAGUGGACAUUCACUACUGCCAGGGUAAAUGCAGCAGCAAAGCCGUGUACUCCAUUGACACCGAGGAUGUACAGGACCAGUGUUCCUGCUGCUCACCGGCACAGACUGAGCCCGUACAGGUGCCCCUGCACUGCCCCAAUGGCUCCGUCGUGUACCAUGAUGUCAUCAAUGCCAUGCAGUGCAAGUGUUCCCCCAGGAAGUGCAGCAAGUGAGGCCAGGCAGCUGGUGCCACCUUGGCUGGACCAGCUAGUGGCCACCAUCCUGUUCAGUCCUCUGUAUGUGUUGCUCUUGUGCCCUGCUGAGCCCACAAUAAAGGCCACUCUCUCAUCUCACAAAAG
This is a messenger RNA of Orycteropus afer afer, 8809 nucleotides long. It is a transcript of the gene VWF, whose product is annotated as von Willebrand factor. The record is from RefSeq and is a predicted model, not a curated record. Gene Ontology annotation, biological process: cell-substrate adhesion; blood coagulation. Gene Ontology annotation, cellular component: extracellular matrix. Gene Ontology annotation, molecular function: protein binding. NCBI's taxonomy places the organism in Eukaryota, Metazoa, Chordata, Mammalia, Tubulidentata, Orycteropodidae.